Messenger RNA from Centruroides sculpturatus (bark scorpion), 1902 nucleotides. RefSeq names its product tyrosine aminotransferase-like. Gene Ontology annotation, molecular function: L-tyrosine:2-oxoglutarate transaminase activity; pyridoxal phosphate binding. The record is from RefSeq and is a predicted model, not a curated record. The transcript has 11 exons. Gene Ontology annotation, biological process: aromatic amino acid metabolic process; biosynthetic process. Lineage: Eukaryota; Metazoa; Arthropoda; Arachnida; Scorpiones; Buthidae.
UGGAUAAUAUCAACGAAUAGAAAGAAGGUCAGAGGUCGCAUUGGGAUGCUUCUACGCGUACAAAUACAUAAAUAGGAAGAUUUUCAAGUUUUCAUUAACAGUUUCUCAUUAAAAUUCGUCGAGAGAAUAUUCAUUCUACUUUAAUAAAUUUUAAGAAAUCUCAAACAUGAAAACAAAGACCCACUGGAACGUAAAUUCAUCCAAAAUCGCCGAAAAAACUUGCAAUCCUAUUCGAUCACUCUUCGAAGUUUUAAAAUUGGAGCCAAAUCCUGAAAAACAAAUGAUAGCAUUGUCUUUAGGUGAUCCGACUGUUUUUGGAAAUUUAAAUCCCAGCGAUGAAGCCAUAGAAGCGAUUAUAGAAAGCGUAAAUUCAAUGAAGUUUAAUGGAUAUGCACCGAGUACAGGUAAUUUUGAAAAUGAAAUUUUUAUAUCAUUAAAUGCAUAAAAAUUUAAAUUUCAGGAUGUUAUUUUAACGAGUGGGUGCUCUCAAGCGCUCGAUCUCUGCAUCACUGUGAUUGCUAAUCCAGGACAGAAUAUUUUGGUUCCAAGACCAGGAUUUCCUCUAUAUCGCACUUUAGCGGAAGGUUUAGGAAUAGAAACGAAACAUUAUAACCUACUCCCCGAACGAGGAUGGGAGAUCGAUUUAGAUGAUUUGGAAUCGCAAAUCGAUAGUCAAACUGUCGCCAUUAUCAUUAACAAUCCUUCGAAUCCUUGUGGUUCUGUUUUCUCAAGAUUUCAUCUUCAGGAAAUUUUGAAAGUGGCGGAAAGAAAUUUUAUUCCGAUAAUUGCUGAUGAAAUAUACGAUUACUUUGUAUUUCCUGGAUUCGAAUUUAUUCCUAUCGCCAGUUUAUCUACUAACGUCCCGAUAUUAACGUGCGGUGGAUUAACAAAAAGACACUUAGUUCCGGGAUGGAGAAUGGGUUGGAUUCUCAUUCACGAUCGAAAUGAUGUAUUUGAAGCUUCUAUAAGAAAUGGUUUAUUAUCCUUGAGUCAAAGAAUAAUCGGUAGCAACACCAUCGUUCAAGGGGCACUUCCUGCUAUCCUCAAAAAUACACCUCAAUCAUUCUAUGAUGAAACCAUCGAAAUAGUUAAUAGCAAUGCCAAAUUUGCCCAUUCUUAUUUAUCCAAAAUACCAGGAUUACAUCCCAUAACACCUGCUGGCGCUAUGUAUAUGAUGGUUUACAUUGAGAUGAGUUGCUUUCCCGAUAUAAAGCACGACACACAUUUUAUGGAAGCCUUAAUUUCAGAACAAUCGGUUUCGUGUUUACCUGGAUCGUGCUUUGAUUUCCCAGGUUAUAUUCGCAUUGUAUUGACAUUACCAGAAGAACAAUUGAAGGAGGCUUGCGAAAGAAUAGAGCAAUUUUGUUACAAUCAUUACGCCGUUCCCAAGACGAACGAUCGCCCGACAGAUCUGUUUUUGCAACAGAUGAUCACUAUGCCGGUAUGAUGAAGAUUCAUCAUCAUCUUGCAUAUGUUAAUCAAGAAUUAUUAUAGAUUCGAGAGAGUUGUAAUCCUUACCAUAUUAUGGUUCACUGUUCCUCCUAUCCGAGGUUUUGCAAGAAGAUGAAUGACGAAGGAGGCUAUUAUAAGUACGAAAUAUGUUAAAUAUGUUAUACGAAAAACUAAAAAUUGACAAAAUAUUUAUCCUGGAAACUAAGAAUGAUGUCUUGAAGUGGAACAAAAUUGUAAAUAAUUGUUUUUAUUAGUUGUAAAUAUGUUGAAAAGUUGUAAAUAUUUAUGAAUUGUGAUGCCAUUUCGAACAGAAUAUUUUUGUUUUGUAUACACAAUAAAUGAAAUGCGUCGAAAAUAAUGUCAACAGAAUAUAAACUGCACAAUAAUUCUUUUGUUACACCGAAAUUUGUAUCUUGGAAAGACAUCAAUAAAAUAAUAAUUUUGCCAGGA